Messenger RNA from Gadus morhua (Atlantic cod), 2407 nucleotides. It is a transcript of the gene ntn2, whose product is annotated as netrin 2. Gene Ontology annotation, biological process: motor neuron axon guidance; tissue development; animal organ morphogenesis. The record is from RefSeq and is a predicted model, not a curated record. Gene Ontology annotation, molecular function: protein binding. The coding region runs from base 363 to 2282 and encodes 639 amino acids. Lineage: Eukaryota; Metazoa; Chordata; Actinopteri; Gadiformes; Gadidae. The transcript is spliced from 7 exons. Gene Ontology annotation, cellular component: basement membrane.
CACUGAGCAUCUUCUGGAGCGCGGAGCGGCCAAGAUGAAGCGAGGGAACCGCCGGAGUCUGACGUUUCCUCCAGGGUGUCCGCCGCGGGGAAGCCGACGCUGAGACCAACGGAGGCUCUGAACUCAUCCAUUGUGGUUUCGUUUUUUUUUACACAAUAUCACCGGCGACGCCGAGAACGGACAUCAUAGAAGAGCGUCUGUGGAGGUUUCAUCUGACAGCAAGUUUCAUCUUGAAGCGAGACGCUGUGUGUGAAAGGGAUCAUAACGGCUGACGCCGAAGAAGACACGGACAAACCCGGACACCCUUGAGGCUCCGCCUUCCCCUGCUCCUCCCCCCACUGCACCGUGACUCCGCCCUCAGGAUGUGGGAGGACGCCUGGAGGUGUGUCCUGUGGCUGGGUCUCCUGGCGUGGACGGUUUCCGCCCACGGCGCUGCCAACCCUUUCCAGGGCCAACAGGCCACGCCCCCUGACCCUUGCUACGACGAGGCGGGCGCCGCCUGCCGCUGCAUCCCCGAGUUCAUCAACGCCGCCUUCGGCCAGGAGGUGGUGGUGUCCAGCGUGUGCGGCCGGCCGCCGUCCCGCUCCUGCAGCGUGCUGGAGCGCGGCGAGGACCGGCCCCCCGUGCGCGCCUGCCAGGUGUGCGACGCGGCGGACCCCCGGCGCGCGCGGCCCGCCUCCCACCUCACCGACCUCAACUCGGCCCACAACCUGACGUGCUGGCAGUCGGAGAACCUGAGCGCCUCGCCGCACAACGUCACCCUGGCGCUCUCGCUGGGCAAGAAGUUUGAGAUCACCUACGUCAGCCUGCAGUUCUGCUCGCCGCGGCCCGAGUCGCUCGCCAUCUACAAGAGCAUGGACUACGGCAAGACGUGGACGCCCUACCAGUUCUACUCGUCGCAGUGCCGCCGCAUGUACAACCGGCCCGGCCGCGCCGCCAUCACCAAGCAGAACGAGCAGGAGGCGCUGUGCACCGACGGCCACACCGACCCCCACCCGCCCUCCGGGGGGCUCAUCGCCUUCAGCACGCUGGACGGGCGGCCGUCGGGGAAGGACUUCGACAACAGCCCCGUGCUGCAGGACUGGGUGACGGUCACCGACAUCCGGGUGGUCCUGAGUCGGCCCCGGCCCCCCGGGGAGCUGGGGAACAACGGGGGGGGGAGGGAGGACGGCGAGCAGGGCGCGUCGCCGACCACCUCGCUGCCCCCCUACUUCUACGCCGCGGGGGACUUCCAGGUGGGCGGGAGGUGCAAGUGCAACGGCCACGCCUCGCGCUGCCUGAAGGACAAGGAGGGGAAGCUGGUGUGCGACUGCAAGCACAACACAGAGGGGCCCGAGUGCGACCGCUGCAAGCCCUUCCACUACGACCGGCCCUGGCAGAGGGCCAACGCCCGCGAGGCCAACGAGUGCCUCCCAUGCAACUGCAACCUUCACGCGCGGCGCUGCCGGUUCAACAUGGAGCUGUACAAGCUGUCGGGCCGCAAGAGCGGCGGCGUCUGCAUGAACUGCCGCCACAACACGGCGGGGCGCCACUGCCACUACUGCAAGGAGGGCUUCUACCGGGACAUGGCCCGACCCGUCACCCACCGGCGGGCCUGCAAAGCGUGUGACUGCCACCCGGUGGGCGCGGCUGGUAAGACAUGUAACCAGACAACGGGACAGUGCCCGUGUAAGGACGGCGUUACCGGGGUAACCUGCAACCGCUGCGCCAAGGGCUACCAGCAGAGUCGCUCGCCUGUCGCACCCUGCAUCAAAAUCCCAGUGGUCAACCCGACAGCCCUGAUCAGCAGCACUGAGGAGCCAGCAGACUGCGAGUCCUACUGUAAACCUGUGAAGGGAAACCUGAAGAUCAACAUGAAGAAAUACUGCAAGAAGGACUAUGCGGUGCAGGUGAACGUGCUGGACAUGGAGACGCUGGGCGACUGGGCCAAGUUCUCCGUCAUGGUGGUGUCGGUGUACAAGAGCCGCGGGGAGCCGCUGAAGCGCGGCGACAACGUGCUGUGGAUCCACAUGAAGGACCUGGCCUGCAAGUGUCCCAAGAUCCAGAUGAGCAAGCGCUUCCUGGUGAUGGGAGGGGGGUCCGAGGGAGUGGGGGGCGGGGGGCCCGCGGCGGGGGGAGGAGCCGUCGGCGGGGGUGCCGGAGGUGGAGCGGCGGGGGCGGAGCAGCGGGUGGGCCUGGUGGCGGAUAAGAACAGCCUGGUCAUCCAGUGGAGGGACGUAUGGACGCGGCGGCUCAGGAAGUUCCAGCGCAAGGAGAAGAAGGGCAAGUGUGGCAAAGCAUGAUGACCGCCACCAUGCUCUGCCCCACCUCCUCCUAUUCAGCCCUCCACCCCUCCUAUCUACCUUUAAACUGUGACCCCCACCCGCCCUUCCCCGUGACUCCUGGUCGGGAGGGGAGCUAACGACAC